AUGACUCCAGAGGAAGCAAGCACUCUUCUAGCAGAUCAAGCUACCUUGUACAAAACCAUUGGGGCUUCACACACCAUCAUCAAGGAUAAAACAGCAUCAGCCUUAUUCAACGAGCAUCAAUGGGAAGUUCGCCUCGAUCUACUGGAGAAAAAUUGGAAAAUGUUUUCGGACAAUGAUCUUAUUCUACAGAGAGCUGCAACCAGCAACAAGGAGUUGGACUAUUUUGCAAAAGGGGUUUCGGAUGAAGCUUCGAGCUGGUACAUUGACACGAAGGCUUUUAUGUUGGGAAAAAUCAAGGAGUUCACAAAACCUCCUGCAUCUACGGUUACACAACCUACGGUUACUGCACCUCAGGCUACGCUACAGCAAAGUGUGGUUCAAACCUCAUAUGAAGCAAUUAAACUACCAACUUUCAACGGAGUUCAGAAAGAAUGGCAAACUUACAAGGAGCAAUUCACUGCAUUAGUGAUCAACGAAGCAAGCAUGGCUCCAGUUAUCAAACUUCAACGAUUGAUGAAUUCCUUAGGAGAUGAAGCAAGACGUACGAUACAAACCAUCAGCGUGAUCGGAGACAACUUUACAACGGCAUGGGAAACGCUGUGCCAAAAAUUUGAUAAUCCACCUUUACAAUUCCGCCUGCAAAUGGAAACUCUAGUCAACAUGCCUUCAUUCAGCAAGGAAUCAGCUGCACACCUUAGCGGAUUGCUAAGUACAGUUUCAGAAAGCAUCAGCAGCUUCACCGCUCUAGGUAGAUUAGUCAAACAAUGGGAGGAUGUGAUUAUAUUCUUCAUCACUACCGAGAUUUCUGAACGCACUCGAUUGGAUUGGAUCAAGUAUAUUUCUACGGAAAAGCUUGGCAGUUUCCCUACAUUCAAACAGUUAGAAACUUUCCUGAAGGAGCGGAUUUGUUCUUUGGAGUUGGCUCACUCAAGUCUCGAGAAAGCUCCAGCUAAGCCGCCAAAUACGAACAACAUCGAUACAUCGAAGCAACGGCCGUAUAAACAACAUGGAAAACCUUCAUCAACGGUAUCGUAUUUUAAUAAUUCAACAAAAAGGGAAAAGUGCUGGGUCAAAGGUAGAUGCCGCAAAUGUGGCAACAAGCAUCAUUCACAACUUCAUGAAGUUUAUUCAACCAUGGAGAAGGAUAACUCACGCCCAAAUAGAAGUACUCAACCGCCUGCCAAGGACGGACAUGCUGGUAAUUCUUCGGAUCGAUCGUCGACUUACUGCACCAUGGGGCAUGUGGACCAAUGCAUGCCCUCACCUGCUUCAGCAUUUGUGAGGAGAAAAGGAUUUUUAGCUACAGGCAUCCUCACCUUCCGGUCACCUCAAGGCCAUCGAAUGGAAGUUCGAGCACUUCUGGAUACAUGCUCAGAAGACUGCUUUUUCAGCGAGCACAUGGUGCAGACUUUGUCACUUCAUCGUCAACAAACUUCAGUCGUUUGCUACGGCGUUGGCGACCAAACAACCUCUGUGGCUGAUGCUCUUGCUACAGCUUACUUAUACUCUGAUCCGUUUCCAGACUUUUCAUUGGCUGUUACCGGGCUGAUACUCAAAAAGGUGGCUGGCACCACUCCAAAUCAGCACAUCUCCACGGCAACGUGGCAUCAUCUCAAGGGUUUGAAACUGGCCGACCCUGCCUUCAAUGUUCCUGGUCGUGUCGAUUGCAUUCUCAACACCGAAGUCUUCGCUGCGAUCUUACGCAAUCGCAUCAAGAAAGGCCUACCAGCCCAGCCUGCAGCUCUGGAAACAAUCUUCCGAUGGGUCGUCAUCGGAGCUGAACAAGCUUUUUCGAAGGCCAGCUCACGCACCAAGGUUCUGCGCACUGUGACCGCAAGUGCAGAGGCAUCAGAGCUUUCGCAAGCUCUCACAAAAUUCUGGGAACUAGAAGAAGUUCCUCCUGCUGUUCAUCUUUCACCAGACGAGGAGGCCUGCUACGACCACUUCAAGAAGACGCAUACGAGGAACGAACAAGGUCGUUUCGUUCUUCGGCUUCCAUUCAAGGAGGCUCCGACCUUGCCUGACUCCAAGGCAGUAGCAGAAACUUGUCUCAAUCGUCAGAUUCGACGCUUCAAAAAGAACCCACAGGUGGGAGAAGCAUACUCAACUUUCAUGCAGGAAUACUCUGAUUUAAGACACAUGGAGGUAGUUCCAGAGGAUGAGGCAACAAAUCCAAUUUCCGGUUAUAUUCCACAUCAUUGUGUUUUUAAGCUCUCGAAAAUUCGAGUUGUGUUUAAUGGAUCACAACGUUAUUCUAAUGUGCAUCCAGAGGAUCGAGACUAUCAAAGGAUAGUUUGGCGUCCAUCAUUCAACGAUGAUCUCAAAAUUUAUCGACUCAACACCGUCACAUAUGGCGAAGGCUGCGCCCCUUUUCAAGCCAACGUUUGCAUGCUCCAGCUUGUUGACGACGGAGAGUCUCAAUACCCCAAAGCUGCUGAAGCCUUACGUCAAAAUAGGUACGCCGAUGACUUUUACAUUGGAGAAGACACUGUAGAAGGUGCCUGUGAAUCACGUAAGCAAUUGGUUCAAUUACUUUCUUCUGCUGGCAUGGAAGUCGGUCCAAGACCUUCGGAAGAUGCUUUUAAUUUUAAAGUUUCAACUUCUUCUUUGCCAAAAGUCAUCACAAAACGAUUUCUUCUCUCGGAAAUUUCUAAAUUAUUCGAUCCAAUUGGCUACUUAAGUCCUGUAGUUACGAGAGGAAAAAUCUUACUUCAAAAUCUUUGGCUUAAAAAACUUGGAUGGGACGAUCCUGUUCCUCCCGAAAUUCAGGAAGCCUGGACAAUCUUUCACAAAGAACUGUUGGAUUUAGAGAAAAUAAAAAUUCCAAGAUGGCUUGGAACUAAUUCAUUUUCGGGGUGGGACCUACACUGCUUCUGCGAUGCAUCUAAACGUGCUUACGCAGCUGCUAUUUAUGUCGUCACACCACCAGGGCAGACGUUUAGUUCAAAGCUGUUAGUUUCAAAAUCGAAAGUUGCACCAAUAAAGGUGAUUAGUAUACCAAAGCUUGAACUUUGCGCCGCUGCUCUGCUCGUAAAGCUUCUCUUAUACAUUUUAAAGCAUCUAAAGCGAAAUCCAUCUCGAAUUUUCUGCUGGAGCGAUUCUAAAGUAGUUCUUGCCUGGCUACUAUCACAUCCAUCACGAUGGAAAACUUUCAUUGCAAACAGAGUAAAUUUCAUCACCACUUCUCUGCCAGCCGAUACUCAAUGGGGUUACGUAUCUACUUUAGAAAACCCAGCUGACCUACCUACGCGAGGUCUAAAACCAUCUGAACUUAAAGACUCUUCCUUGUGGUGGCACGGUCCAACGUGGCUUACAAAACCUUCUUCUGAAUGGCCAAAAACCACAGAACAAUUUACGACUCAGGAGGAAAGUUCUCCAGAUGAGUCACAUGUUUUUGUGUCACAAGAAUCAGAUCUUAUGGCUUGGACUGAAAAGUUUUCGUCAAUUGACAAACUCGUGCGUAUUCCGUCAUACAUUCAUCGCUGGCGAGCAAAUUCUAAAUUAGAGCGAUCCAAACGACGAGUUGGAGGUCUCUGCGCUUCAGAACUUAAGGUUGGACUUACUUAUUUAAUGAGAAUUCCGCAAAAGGCCUUCUUCUCGGCCGAACUUCAAAGUCUAAAACAAGGUCAAAAAAUUGCACCUAAUAGUAUCAUUCUUAGAUUGUCGCCAGAGUUGAAAAGUGAUGGUCUGUUGCAUGUUGGAGGUCGACUUCAAAAUUCCUAUCUCACUGAUGAGGAAAAACACCCAAUAAUAUUGCCAACAAACAACCAUAUCGCAAAACUUCUUGUUGCUCAAGCUCAUAAAAAGACUCUUCAUGGCGGUCCGACAGUCGUCCAAAGUCAUCUUAAUCGAAAGUUCUGGCUAGUCAGAGGUCGCAAUUUCAUUCGAAAAGUUGUCCAUGAUUGCGUCAAAUGUGCUCGGUAUGGUGGAGCGGUAAUUCAACAGCAAAUGGCCCCUUUGCCUGCUGUACGUACAAGACCAUCUCGACCUUUUACCUAUACCGGAGUUGACUAUGCAGGUCCAUUUUGGAUACGCUGUGCCCCUGGUCGAGGACAGAAAGCGUAUAAAGCAUACGUAGCAAUUUUUAUCUGCAUGGUAACUCGCGCGGUGCACAUCGAGAUAGUUUCGAGUCUUACUUCUGAAGCUUUUCUCGCAGCUUUUCGUCGAUUUGUUGCUCGUCGUGGUUUGCCUCUCUUCAUGUAUUCCGACAAUGGUACCACCUUCAAGGGUGCCGACGAGGAAUUGUAUCAGUUGUUUUGCGAAACCUCUGCUUUCAGCGAGGAAGUAGCUGCAAGCAUUGCAAAAGAUGGUGUCACUUGGUCGUACAUUCCUCCUCGCGCGCCUCACUUUGGAGGCUUAUGGGAAACUGACGUGCGCUCCUUCAAAAAACAUCUCUGCACCAUUGAGUCGUGCCUGAACUCAAGGCCACUCAGCCCUCUCAGUUCCAACCCUGAAGACCUGGCCGCUCUUACGCCUGGCCACUUCUUAAUUGGUGCUGCUCUGACGUCAGUUCCAGAACCUUUUGAUCAGACAAAUGAAUCUGUUUCUCCCCAUAUUAGAUGGCACUUACUUUCUCUCAUGAGAAAUCACUUCUGGAAACGCUGGAAGUCUGAAUUCCUGGCACAGAUGCAGCAACGUUCUAAGUGGCUGUACCCGAACGUAGUUCACAAGGUUGGCGACCUUGUCUUGUUCAAGGACGACCAGCUUCCGCCAUCAAAAUGGCCACUUGCUCGCAUCGUUCGACUGCACCUGGGGAAAGACGGUCUCAGUCGUGUGGCCGUGAUCAAAACUGCCACCAAAGAAUACACCAGGGCACUCAACAGCUUGGUGCGUCUGCCUAUCAACACCGAGGUCCAAGAAAACUUGCCACCCCCGGCUUGA
This is a messenger RNA of Neodiprion virginianus, 4881 nucleotides long. RefSeq lists its product as uncharacterized. Gene Ontology annotation, molecular function: nucleic acid binding. The transcript has 5 exons. Bases 1 to 4881 code for a protein of 1626 amino acids. The record is from RefSeq and is a predicted model, not a curated record. Gene Ontology annotation, biological process: DNA integration. Lineage: Eukaryota; Metazoa; Arthropoda; Insecta; Hymenoptera; Diprionidae.